Molecule: messenger RNA, 4680 nt
Organism: Trichomycterus rosablanca
Lineage: Eukaryota; Metazoa; Chordata; Actinopteri; Siluriformes; Trichomycteridae
Exons: 3
Coding region: 1-4680 (1559 amino acids)
Biological process (GO): tRNA aminoacylation for protein translation
Cellular component (GO): cytoplasm
Molecular function (GO): aminoacyl-tRNA ligase activity; asparaginase activity; beta-aspartyl-peptidase activity
Source: RefSeq, a predicted model, not a curated record
AUGGCGCUGUUUGAUUACCCUGUUCCAGAUCUGGACGUCACCUUGAAAGAAGCGAGCCGGGUACUCGAGUUCAUUUUGAGCCCAGAGGAGUACACCCAGUACAAAGAUGCUCUUUUCCAACAAAUAGGAACACUUAAUGGUCUACAAAAGCAGCUGACCAGUGGUGCCUCUGGCCAUGAGAACUGGGUGACCGAUCAGUUUAAAAAGCGACUCCUGUCCUGUUUCGAUCCUCUGCCCACGUCCACAGCCAUCCCUUCUGUGCUACCACCAUGCAGGGUCACGGGAGAGGGGGCACAGCUGGAGAGGGCUGCCAGUCUGCUGUGGGCUGUAGCCAAGCUGUACAGUGAGCCGUGGCUGGUCGAGGGCGACGUACCGACAGAGCGCACGCAGCAGUCUGAAGUGUUCGCUGCCAGUCGCCUACCAGGUCAAAAUCAGGAUCAGAUAAAGGUGUACCCGAAGAGCCUCCAUGCCAUCGUGACCUGCAGAGGAGGAGCAUUUCCCAUUCAGAUCCUACAAAACCCUGGAGCAGGAAGCAGCAGUGCCUCUCCCGUACCUCUUUUCGACCUCUACACCCAGCUGGCCCACGUCAUGAGUCUUCCAGCUGCGUCGGCUGAGCGUGACCCUUCCGUGAUCUGUGGACUAUCUGCUCUUCAUCGCCAGGCCUGGCAUGCUGUCAGGGAGAGGGUACUGACGGCCGGUGGUGAAGCUGCGGAAUCACUAGGUCUGAUGGAGAGCGCCAUUCUGACGCUGUCGCUGGAAGACUGCCCUGCACCUGCCGAUCUGGCGGAGACCCUCAACGCCAUUCGUUUGGGAGGGGAUGACGGCCAGUGUCUGAGGUACUACGACAAGGUGGUGAACAUGGUGGUGUUUAAAAACGGUGUCGCCGGCAUGCUGUUCGAACACAGCGUUGUGGAUGGCAUGGUGGCUGGCCUCGUAGUAGGACGUGUGUGGAGUCUCUCAGAGUCCCAAAAUUUACAGCAAAUAAGGAUGCAAACAAUAAAAAAUGAAUCUGUGUUUAACCAGAAACCCCUUCACUUCCCAAUGGAGGGUGUAAACUUGCCAGCUCGACCUCUUGCCAGCUACUCACAAACAUGUAAUCCUAUGGUCACGUUUGAGGUUUCGUCAUAUCCGGACGUGCUGACAACACUAAGGGGUCACAGGGGUUUAUAUGACGCGUGGAUUAACUUCUCGCUGCAGCUCUCUCUAAAGCAGACCCUUGGAGACUCGGCUGCUAGCUACAUUAUGGUCACGCCUACUCAUAUGCGCCACUACAAACAUGGCCGAUGUGAUCCGACUUAUUCAGUAACAAUGCAGUCCCGUCAGCUGGUUACAGCACUGGGAUCCUGCACUGGGACGGGGAACGUCCCUCCCUACACAGAGGAACUCUUCCGACAGUUUCACUUGGCGUUUCUAGAACACAAAAACCUCAUCAAAGCCACUAAGCGUGGUAAUGGCGUAGGACCACAUUUAGCAGUGCUGCGCAGGGGUAUUUCUCAAGAAAACCCCCUCAAGAAAUAUCUAGAUCUUUUUGGAUGUCCGUCCAUCUACCUGACUGGAUCAGAUCUGAUGGAAGGUGUCGAGUGUGCUGUGGGGAAUGUCUACGCCAACGACCAGUUGGCUGUCACAUAUCUGGGAAAGAAGGACAUGGUCCGAAUUGUUCUUAACGCAAAGGGAACCUUUGCGAGCAUCCUAGGGAAGCUUAGGCACUAUCUUGAACUGAAUCUUAAGCUGGUGAUACUUCUAGCAUUGAGGUAUGCAAUCGCUGGGCAGAUGGGAGCUAUUGAGUGCCUUCUGGAAUCAAAGGAAGAGGGAACAGAUGGAUCCAAAGCUGCUCACAGUGAUCCCUUAGAAUCUUCUUUGGCGAGGAAGCCAGACUUUACCCUGGUGAUACAUGGUGGAGCAGGGGAGGACAUUACUCUGAGCAGCAAGGUGGUUGAGGUGAUUGAAUUUGCUCUACUCGCAGCCCUGAAAUUAGGAUCAAGUGUGCUGAGUCUUGGAGGCACCAGCCUGGAUGCGGUGCAGAUAAGUGUCACUGCAUUAGAAGAUUGCUUUCUGUUUAAUGCAGGUAAGGGGUCUGUGUACAACCGAGAUGGCCAGCAUGAGAUGGAGGCUACUAUUGUAGAUGGGAAUAGAAAGGACUCUGGGUCGGUGGCUUGCUUGCGUGGUGUAAAGAACCCAAUAAAGGCAGCCCGUCACGUCAUGGAAAAGAGUGAACACUCGUUGUUGACCGGUGAUGGAGCCGAGGAGUUUUUAAAGGCUCUCGCAGAAAAGGACGAAUCAGUAAACGCAGAGUACUUUCACACUGAUAUCAGGUACACAGAGCUGGCCAUGAAAAAAAACAACCAUCCUCAAACCGUAGGUGCGGUUGCUCUGGAUCGUUGGGGCAGGUUAGCAGCGGCGACAUCAACCGGCGGGUUAGUAGGCAAGUGGAAAGGUAGAAUUGGAGACACAGCAAUUGUGGGUGCCGGAAUAUACGCUGAUGAUAAACUUGCCGUGACAUGUUCAGGUGAUGGAGACGCAUUUUUACGCCAGACGGUGGCUCAUAAAGUAGCUAGUCUUCACAACCUCAAAGGCUACAGUUUAAAACAAGCGUGUCGGGAAGUGAUUCAUGAAGAUCUGGGUGCAAAAUGCGCUGGAAUAAUCGCUGUUAACCACAAGGGAGAAGCUGUAAUCGAAACCAACGCUGGAGUAAUGUUUGUUGGGUCCAUGAUCAACGGUGUUGCUCGAGCUGAAGUCUACAGACCUUUGAUGAACUUUUCAAAUGUAAUUUGGGAAACCGAAGACCUGGUGGCUUAUUUGCACCCUGAACCCUGGACCACAGGAACAACCAUUCUGACUCAAAAGUCCCUAAACAGACCAAGCAGCAUUUUUCACUUUGCUGAGUCUGACUAUGUGGAAAUGUUACUUGGUGCACAAAUGGUCGCAAACCUGCUUUGUGAAAAACUUAACGUGUAUCGCUGUGCUCUAGUGUUCAUGCCCCAUCCAGACAAGCCGGCUAAGAUUAAGAUCCUGCCUCUUCAUAGCCUAGAACCCAACUGGAAGCCUCAUCUGGCUGAGAAAGAAGAGUUCCACAUGUAUAAUCCUGGUUACUGCAGUUCGAAAAAUGGCCCAUGGUGUGAAGAUGUUCUCCUAGACAAAGUCCAAGCUACGAUCAGGGAUCAGCUCCCAAUUCUUAAUGCUCCACCUUGCUAUGACUUCCUUGGGGAUGCGUCUGACAAUGGCCUUUUUGCACGCAUUGUGAGAGGGGAGGAGCAACAUUGGCGAGUGUGGGAGGACGACAAACACGUAGCUUUUCUGACCCCAUUCCCAAACACACCAGGCUUUACAGUUCUGGUGCCAAGAAAACCAUUAUCAAGUGACAUCUUCCGUCUGGACAAAAACGACUACAAAGCUUUUAUCAUGGCCACACGAAAAGUGGCUCAACUUCUGGAAAAGGCUCUGGGUGCAGGAGUAGCUCUCAUAUUUGAGGGUAUGGAAGUUGACUACGCCCAUGCUAAGUUAAUCCCACUUGUAACAAAGCCUGGUGAAAUGAGUCCUGCAGUGCCUCCUCAGUUCUGUCCAACAUACCCUGGAUAUGUCACCUCUGUAGAUGGUCCUCCAGCAAGUCCAGAGGUUCUUAAAGCGAUCCAAACUGAAAUUACAAAAGUCACUCCACCUCACACUUGGGAAAACCCUCAAAGUCACUCCAUAUUAGCCAUCAAGAGCCAGUGGUACCGCAAUCUUUUCCAGAUCCAGAACACUCUGUUUCACAGUACAGUCGAAUACUUCAGCAACCAAUGCAAGUACGCGUAUGCUCUGACGCCCAUCACGACCGACACGAUUUCGUCGCCUAUGGGCCUGGGGUCCGACUCUGAGCCCGUUUUUGUGAGCAUGCUAGGCCAAGAUGUGUACUUGGCCGACUCCAUGCAAUUUGUGCUGGAAUACUUCUUACGGUUUCAGGAGGGACUUGCUGGGACGUACUACGUGUCUCCCAGUUUUCGAGGUGAGGACCCUGAUGCUACUCAUCUGAACCAAUUCUACCAUGUUGAAUGUGAGCUGCUUGGUGACAUGGAUGCUGCUAUUAGUGUAGCAGAAGGCUACGUGGUUUACCUGACUCAGACAAUGUUAAAACAUCACUCUAAGAUCAUAUUAAGUGUUGCAGGAACCCUGAGCCAUGCACACGAUCUGAUUGAGAGGCUGAAGGAACCUCUUCCAAGGGUGACUCUGGAGCAAGCCAUUCCAAAGAUGCCUUCUGCUGAUUGCUUUGAGUGGGUACAAGAGGGGCAGCCACAACUCGGUCGAAAGCUUACCCGAAAAGGAGAAGCAGCUUUGAUUGAGGAAUAUGGUGGUGCUGUUUGGUUGACUGAAAUGGACCAUCUGAGUGUCCCGUUCUACCAAGCUUAUGUACAAGGUUCUGGCAGAAACAAAGCAAAGGCAGCUGAUUUGCUUCUGGGGUUAGGGGAGACGAUAGGGCUCGGCGAGCGACACUCCACCCCUGAGAUGGUACUAGAGGCCCUACAACACCAUGCUGUACCAGAGGAAUCUUACAAAUGGUACAUCAACAUGAGGAAAGACAUUCCUCUUUGUACAAGUGGCUGGGGAAUGGGGACAGAACGAUACCUGUGUUGGCUGCUGCAGCACGACGACGUCCGAGACAUGCAAAUUAUCCCCAGAUUGAAGGCAAAAAAAUAUAUGCCCUAA